Messenger RNA from Syngnathus acus (greater pipefish), 1017 nucleotides. Its product is annotated as pyroglutamylated RFamide peptide. The coding region runs from base 563 to 949 and encodes 128 amino acids. The transcript has 3 exons. The record is from RefSeq and is a predicted model, not a curated record. NCBI's taxonomy places the organism in Eukaryota, Metazoa, Chordata, Actinopteri, Syngnathiformes, Syngnathidae.
CAAGCAGCUAACUUUCAAUGAUUAUUUCAUAUUGAGCUUCUUUCUGCUUGUUAAUUAGUUUACAGUUCAGGGUGUCCCCCGCCGACUCCCCAACAACAGAUGAGCUCCAGCACGUCCCUCGUGAGGAACAGAGCUUCAGAAAAUGGAUGGAUGGACAGAAGGACAAACUUCAAUGUACCUAAUUCCUUUCGAACAUUAUAGUCCUUUGCAGUGAUCAAGGAAUGAGACAAAAUUAGUCCUAAGCAAGUCGGGGAAAGGCCACAGCCAAGCAAGGACAUCUGGAAGGACAAAGCUUGGGCGUCUUGGAAACUCUUUAGUGCCCCCCGAGCACGUUAAUGAGCUGCCGUCUGGUUCCCGGCGCCAAUCAAGCGUUUAAUUAGGCCUGCAAGUGCUCACUUGGAGGCAGCGCACACCAAACUGGAUCAAAAGGCUCAUUGGCGUGCGUCAGCGGGCCUGUGGGCCACGCCCACCGCUGCCCUUGCGCAGUGGUGGGCCUUUAAAAGGGUCACCGUGUCCAAACUAGAAAACGUCGCCGUUGCUGCGCCGGGCAAAGUCGCUCAAGAUGAAGGGGCACGUGUAUCCCGGAGGCUCCCAGCUGGCCCUCCUGUCCCUGACCCUCCUGCUACCGCCGCCCCACACCGUCACACCACCCCCCCGAUCUGAGCCGCCCUCCGUGGGGUUCCUGCGGCUGCGCUCGGCGUCCUUCGAGCUCUCCUCUUCUUCCGUGGAGCUUCCUUCUUCUUCCAUCUCUGAGGUGUGGCAGGCUUGGCCCGGAGAAGACCCGCAGAUCCUGAGGCGGGCGAGGGAGAACGGCGGCGAGGAACGCGGCAACCCAUCUGGCGAGGCCCUCACCUCCAUCCUGGGCGGGCUCUUGAGCGUCGGCCGAGAGAAAGGCGGCUUUGGCUUUCGCUUUGGCAGGAAUUCCCGGGCCCGAGGCCGCGGACCCUGACGCGGCCCGAGCGGGUCGCUAUAUGUGUCAAUACGCCACGAUUAAACGCAUCAAACGUGUCAUGUGAA